Molecule: messenger RNA, 3642 nt
Organism: Chaetomium strumarium
Lineage: Eukaryota; Fungi; Ascomycota; Sordariomycetes; Sordariales; Chaetomiaceae
Product: telomere repeat binding factor-domain-containing protein
Exons: 2
Coding region: 99-3428 (1109 amino acids)
Biological process (GO): telomere maintenance via telomere lengthening
Molecular function (GO): protein homodimerization activity; double-stranded telomeric DNA binding
Source: RefSeq, a predicted model, not a curated record
GACAAGAUCGGUCUCUGCACGAACUGCCCCGCUCAAGGACGCGAACAGGCCAUCAGCUAAUUCACCUCAAUGGGCCGCGCAAUUGCGACUUGCUCAACAUGGCCGACGCGACGGAUUUAGAAGCGGAGCUUCUUGCUGCCCUGGGCUCGCUCCCCGUGCCAAACGAGCUUGCAGCGACGAGUACGGAUACGCCUCAACCUCAGCCGUUGGGCUCGCCAACCCAAGGCGAGAAUGUAGUAUCCGCGUCGCUCAUGUCUCCUGAUCGUCCUCCUCCUGCUCCUGCUCCCGACUCUUCUGCUGUUUCUAUUGCUGCCACCGUCGCCGCUCCAGCUCCAGGGCCGGCCACGCCUUCUACUGUGUCCACUCUCUCGGCUCACGGUCCACUCCCAGCCCCCGAAACGAGCACGAAGGUUCCGAACCCACCGCCUCUUCAGCCAGCCCCGUCGUUUAUGCAGGCACCUGAGCUGUCUCAUGCAAAUGCGACGUCUCAGCAGCCUCAGCAGCCUCUACAGCCUCUACAGCCUCUACAGCCUCUACAGGGUGUGCCCAACCCUGCGCCCCAAGAAACCGGUGGUGCACGUUCCCCGAAACGCCCUCGGAGCCCAGACGACACUGAUGGAAGCAAUGUGAAGCGUCAGAGGACGGAUCAUUCGGGGCAAGCUCAAGAGAAUGGAGUGGAGGCGCCCAAUUUCGAUCUGGCAGCCGAGCUGAGCGAUGCCCUUGCCGAGCUCGACCAACAAGCGAGACCGGAGGGCGACGAUAUCAUCAUGCCAGAUGCGGACGCUGCGCAAACAGCCGUUGCGAGAGUCGCGACACCCGAGCUCGAAAAGGCCGAGAACAAGAUCAUGAAGGCUUCCAGCAACCCUUUCUACGUCAUGCGCUCCAUGAGCCUGCCCGUCUUGGGAAACAUUGCGGUUCAGAUCCUGCUCAGGCUGUCCCAGCAGCCGCUGGCUGAGACACAAUCACUCUUAGCCGACCCCGAGUCCGAGUUCCGCAAAGCGUACGACAUAUUGCUCGAUAUCUUCCGAUCGACCAGGAAAGCCUUUUCUGAUUCUCCGCUGAUGUCGCCGGACGAACUGGAAAUCACCGACGUCGAAGACCGCGAGACAGUACGCAUGUCGAAUCUGGCCGCCACUGCUGCGAGUGUAUUCGGCGCCCAUGACGUCCCUUUGAAAGAUGUACACGACGCCUUCUUCUCGGUCUUCAUACCCGAAGAUGGAGAGUAUGGUUCACCAUUGACCGAGUUCGUUGUCUGUUUGAAGACUCGUCUCUUGCUGGACGCUCUCGACAAGCCUGAUCAAUCCCAGGUGGUCUCGCGGCUUCUCAAUGAGCUGUUUCCGGCGAAUUUUGACAACAUGUUGAAAGAGCGCAGCGGCGAGUCUCACUUGAACCCGGAUGAGGAGGUCCUCGUCAGUCAAAUCCGAGAGCGAAGGGAACUGCUGGUCCGGAGUGCAGCUGACGAACCCAUCAAAAAAUCUCUUGAAGCUCAGUCGUCCUCCGCGAAGCUUGCAGAGGGCUUGAGCGCCUUUCUGCAGAGCCACCUCGGCGUAGUCGUGGAUUACGCAGAGAAGUACGGUGUGAAUAUUCCUCCCAACGAGGACGAGAUUGUCACCUCCAACGCCCCCCAAGAAGAGCAUGACGGUUUAGCUGCCCUUCUGCAUUCGCACCUAGCUAAGUACGAAGGGGUCACUGAGCCAGGGCAGGGUGCCCUCUCUGCUGGAAGCAUCCCGGGGCAAGUCGGCUUACUAGAGAAUGGCAACGAUGACUUGACAAAGCUUAUUGAGGAAGGGAUCUCUAAGCACGUGCCUGAGCUGAGAGAUGCGUCGACGAACCAGCAUACUUCGGCAGGACUUGCAGACUUUGAUUCCAAGAAUCUAGCGUCGUUGAUAUCCGAGAAACUGAAGAACGAACUCGAGAUUCCUACCCACGGACUUCCGGGUCUGUCCACGGCCGACGGGUCCAGCCUGGCAGGACCAGCAGCAAUGCAUCCUCAGUUCAUGGCGCAGCUCACCCACAACAGUCAGGCAGCAUACCAACCAUACACACAGAAUUCAGCUUCUGCAACCCCUGCUGCAGCGGAUGGGGAGGCUCUGCCUCCCAACCAGUCCAUGCCGACCGCUGCACUGUAUGAGAAAGCCCGGCAAGCGGCCGUGGCCAAGUCUUCUAACACAACCAGACGCGAAGGCUUGCAUUCUACACGGAGGCCGUGGACGCCUGAAGAGGAGAAGGCGCUCAUGGCCGGGCUUGACAUGGUUAAAGGGCCGCAUUGGAGCCAAAUUCUCCAGCUGUUCGGCAAGCAAGGUACCAUCUCGACCAUCUUGAAGGACCGCACGCAGGUCCAGUUGAAGGACAAAGCAAGAAAUCUGAAGUUGUUCUUCCUGAAGACAAACUCAGAGAUGCCCUAUUACCUCCAAAGCGUGACAGGAGAGCUGAAGACCAGAGCGCCGAGUCAGGCGGCUCGCAAAGAGGCGGAGGAGAAAGCGCGCAUGCAGGUGGAAGAAGAGCAGGCGAGAAUCCAGGGUAUCAUGACUCUGGCGGGCGGCCUGCAGAACCACCGGCCUGUCUCUAGCGCUCCGCUCGCUGCCUCGCCGCCGAAACAAAGUAGCCCCGUGACGGCUGCGGUGGGAGGAACCAGCAUGUCAAUGAGCAGUAUGACGGUGCCGGCGGCAGUUCCCAUCUCGCCGCGGGUGAAGACGGAGCCGUCAGACCAUCAGUUGUUCCCCAAAACCACGGCAUUUCCUCCGAUCCAGCCAGCCCCGGCUCCGGCUCCGGCUCCAGCAACGCCACAAGCCGCCCGACAUCCUUUGCCACCGCUUCAGCCCUUUCCGAGUCUGCCGCCACUGCAGCAGCAGCUGCGCGUCCAGCAACCGCAACAGCUUCGUCCUCAGGAAGCGCAGGAUGCGGCGGUGGCGUUACCGCAGCAGCGACCACCGCAAACCCAAGCAUCAGCACAGUUGCAAGCACUUCCCCAACAGCAGCACCAGCAGCAACAUCACCAGGUGCAUCCACAACAGCAGCAGCCGCCACCACUACCGCAGCAACAACAGCAGCAACAACCGCAACCGCCGGUCCAGAGCCAGAUUCAACCUCAACCCAGCAGCGCACAACAGCCCGUUACGCAGCCUUCGCCGGCCCCUCAGCCAGUGCUACCUCAACCGGCCACAUCUCAACCCACAUCUCAACCUUCACCGCAAACUUCACCGCAGCAGCCGCCACAGGGCCAAGGGCCGGCAGCCCCCCCUGCUGCCGCAGAUCACCAACACCACCAACCUUUGCCGACACCGCCUAUUCCGCCCAAUCACCAUUCCACGCCCGACCAUGCCCAGGAUACUGAGUUCAUUGAGAAGCUGCAGGCUGCCAUCGCUGACGAGAACCACCUCUCCCAGGCUAGUCAGGCUACAGCGGUGUCCGGCGGCUCGGUGCACUAGAUGUGAUAUUGGGGAUGGUAGGCAUACAGAGAGCUGUGCAACACUCCGAUUACUAUUGCAUCGUCUACACCGGGUCUAGGGAGCUUGGACUUGCUGCGCAUCCUGACACAACGGAUAGAAGGAGGGAAAGAGCACGAUUAAAAGCGGUGACCAUCACAAGAGCGUUUAUCGUUGAAGUAUUGACUUUGUUUUGCGGACUACACGCAUAAAAUGC